AUGGCGCCGUCUCUCCUCCGCAUUGCUCCGCGAUUCACGCCCACCGCCUCCAGCCACCCUGCCCGAUCCCUCGCGCCUUCUCGCGCGGCGCGUGGCGGAAGUUCCACGUCAGCGUCGCGCGCGUGGCUGCGGCGCUCCAUCUCCGCGUCGUGCGUCGCGCUGCUCCUCCUGCUGCUGACGGCGUCGCUGUUGCGCGCUCGAAUUCGCCCACAGUCGCCAGAAGGGGGCGCUGGGAGCGGCGAGGGGGAGCGGCCGCUGAGGGUGUAUGUGGUGCUGCUGCCGGCGCCGUACAACGUCGACCUCAUCCCGCUCGCGCAGGUGACUCGCGCCCCUCGUGGCCCCUCGCUCAUCGUGAGCCUCUCCCCUGGCCCUACAUCCUGGCCCUCUCCCCCUUGGCGGAGGUGGUUAGAUUCCCCUUGUCGCACGCCUCUCUUACCCACCCCGCUUUCUCUGUCUCCUCCCACUUCCUUCUUCCCCCAUUUCAUUCCGCAUCUCCCUCCGCCCUUCCCCUGCGCGCCCCCACUGGAAGGGGCGCAGUCACUGCUGCCACCAGCGGCCCUGUCCUCCUCCGCCGCGCCCUCACCGCCGUGCACCGUGCGUCUCCACUCGCCCCACGCCGUGCCGCUCUCCUGGCUGCACUCCCCUUCCCCUCCUUCCCCCUCCUCCGCCUCCUCUGCCUCGUCCCUACCCGCUGUUGCAUCCCCUGCCAGUGGCAGCAGCGGCGGCUCUGCCGCCCUCUCAACGCACCUGCUGCCGUUCCUCGCCACGCCAGACCUGCCGGACCUGCCCGUGCCGCUCUCACCAUCACCACCGCCGUCAGCAGCAGCGGCAGCAUGGGAGGCAGCGGGGGAGCGAGCAGCGGUGGCGGGGACAGAUGGGGCGGUGGACGUGAGUGUGCCGUGCUACCCUGAUUACCCCUACUUCCGCCAGCACGGGGCGGAAUACUUCCUCACGCUCUCCCUCCUCGCAGGCACGGCAGCAGUGCAACGCGUGCAGCGAGUGGAGGACGCAGAAGUCGUCUUCGUGCCCUACUGGUCCACACUCGCCUUCCGCACCAACGCCAGUGAGAUCCUGGACCCCAUCAUCGCCCGCUUCGCCCGCCGCCACGCCGCCACACUCGCCAGCAGUGCGGCCAACGCCACUCACGGCAGUGGGGGCAGCAGCGAGAGCACAGGCAGCGAGAGCACAGGCAGCGAGAGCACAGGCAGCGAGAGCACAGGCAGCAGCAGCAGCAGCAGUGGGAGAGAGGCAGGGCGCAUGCCCCCGCUGGUGGUGCCGUGUGUGUACCCGCUGGCCAUGUUCAACCACUCGCUGCCCCUUGCUGCCGCCAUCAAACUCGCUGUCGACCUCGACCUGCACUGGCCGCAGGCAGCAUCGUAUGACGGAGAUGUGAUAGUGCCGUACGUGCCGCUGGUGCCGCCCUUCUCUCACGACAGUGGCGCCUGGGCCCACCGCCCGCUGCUGCUCUUCUUCCAGGGCACCACCGACCGCUGGGGGCAAGUGCAGCGGGAGCUGCAGGGGCAGCCAGGGGUGCAGUUCACAGUGGGGCGGGCGGACAACAGCAGCAUGACGGCGCAGGCCACCAACACCAUGCGCCGAGCCAAGUACUGCCUGGUGCCGCGAGGUGACACCUCCUCCAGCUGUUGUCUGUUUGAUGCCAUUCUCUCCGGGUGCAUCCCAGUGAUAAUCAGCGACGCCCUCGACCCGCCCUUUGAGGACGUGAUUGAUUACACCGCCUUCGCGCUGCUCAUCCCCGCCGCCCUCGCGGUGCGCCCGGGGUACAUUCUAGGAAUGCUGCAUGCGCAGACAGAGGCCGUGUGGCGGCAGCAGUGGCAGGCAAUGAGGAAGAGGACAUGGUGUGGCGGGCCGUGGCGCGGCGGGUGA
Molecule: messenger RNA, 1884 nt
Organism: Closterium sp. Yama58-4
Lineage: Eukaryota; Viridiplantae; Streptophyta; Zygnematophyceae; Desmidiales; Closteriaceae
Source: the annotation of a GenBank genome assembly